AUGAUGUACUUUAUUUUUAUCCUCCCAACAAAUAAUAAUAAUAAUAAUAAUAAUAAUAAUAAUAAUAAUAAUAAUACAGAUCUUUUAAAACAAUGUCAAGAAACAACUUUGAAUUGUUUUGGUAAUGGUCAAUGUAAUGAGUUUGGUAAAUGUGAUUGUAUUGAAAACUAUAAUCCAAUUGAUAAUUGUUUAACAAAAUCAAGUGAUGAAAUCAAAAAAAUAUCAUAUGACCUAUCAUCAAGUAGUAUUCAAUAUCUAAGAGUAUUAAAAGAUGGAAUUCAAUUUACAGGUAGAUUCUUGGAUUAUAUUGUAUCUGAUGGUCGUAAUACCUAUUCAAGAACACAAUUAGUAUCAUUAACACCAUCAGAACAAUCAACCACGGAAUCUAUAGCAUUGAUUGGUAUUUUAUUACCACAAUGUCAAUCAUGUAUUAUUGAUCCUGAUUUUACACCUUUGUUGGUUGAUACAAGUCAAAGUCAAUGUGGUGACAACCCAUCAAAUAAUAACACAUGGAAGAUUAUUGUUGGUGUAACAAUUGGUGGAGCCAUAUUUAUUGCUGCUAUUACAGGUUUAAUUAUUUAUGCUAAAAGAUAUACCAAUAUAAAAUAUUCAAACUCUGUAAAGUUGUCUAAAAUGAAUCAAUAA
Cavenderia fasciculata is the source of this 645-nucleotide messenger RNA. RefSeq lists its product as uncharacterized. Bases 1 to 645 code for a protein of 214 amino acids. The transcript has 2 exons. NCBI's taxonomy places the organism in Eukaryota, Evosea, Eumycetozoa, Acytosteliales, Cavenderiaceae. The record is from RefSeq and is a predicted model, not a curated record.